GGGCACGCUGCGCAUGCGCUUAAGAGCCUGUUGUUCCCCCUCCCCCACAUCACUACCAGGAGGCGGUGGGAGUGGCGUUGCUGUGGCAACCGCAGUAAACGGAGUCCUUGGGCAGGUGUGACUAGAAACCAGCUGCUGUGGUGAACAUCUCUGAGAACAUGAAGGAGCCAGGUGACCAGGACACCGAUGGGGGAAGAUCAGGGUCAAGGAGUGAGGGAAAGCAGUCUUCGAGGUCCACUUCGAAAGCUGCAGAAGAUAUCACAGAUGACCUCUUUACUGACGGGGCGGAGUCGUUUUUGGACGAUGACUUGGAUUUGGAGGAUAUGAACGAAAGCUCACAUUCAUCUCAAGAGUACUUUCAUACUCCUGUGGUUUCCCAGGAGCCUCCGCCUGAACUUAAGGAAGAACCAGAAGAGGUAAAGAAGAAGCUCUCGGAGACCUUCUACUACGACUACCUCGAGCUCAUCUCCACACCAUAUGUGUCUUCACCAGAUAGGAUCCCACUUUAUUUCCUCGCCCUCAACCAUUCUUUUGGUUAUGACUGCAAAAGGCGAGCCAACCUACAGCUUCUGGACAACAACACGUUGAUGUACAUCGCUGGGAACCAAAUGGUCCUGCUGGACUUUAAAAACAAGACGCAAAUGUACCUGCAGAGUAGCAGUGGCCAAGGGAUUGGUGCCAUUGGGGUUCAUCCAGAUAAAACUUACUUCGCAGUCGCCGAAAAGGGAAGUUUUCCAAAGAUCAUCAUCUACGAGUACCCUUCUCUGAAGCCCUACAGAAUCUUGCAAGACGGGACAGAGAAGGCCUAUGCUUAUGUAGACUUUAACAACGAGGGGAACCUGCUGGCCUCUGUCGGCUGUCAUCCUGAUUACACAAUAACCAUCUGGGACUGGAAAGGAGAGCAGCCCAUACUGAGGACAAAAGCGUUCUCUCAGGAUGUCUUCAAGGUCACUUUCAAUCCUGAUAAUGAUGAGCAGUUAACUACAUCAGGAUCCGGCCACAUCAAGUUCUGGGAGAUGGCUUUUACAUUCACUGGUCUCAAGCUGCAAGGAUCACUCGGGCGAUUUGGAAAGACAUCCACUACUGACAUAGAGGGCUAUGCAGAGCUUCCAGACGGGAAGGUACUCUCAGGGUCAGAAUGGGGCAACCUGCUGCUUUGGGAAGGCAGCCUCAUCAAGGUGGAACUCUGCCGGACUGGCAUGAAGUCUUGUCACAAUGGUUCCAUUAACCAGAUAAUGCUGGAUGAGGGGGAAGUCAUCACUGCCGGGUCAGAUGGCAGUGUUAGGAUAUGGGACUUUGAGACUAUCGACACUGCUGACGUCAUAGAUGACAGCGGGUUGUUAGAGAUAGAGCCCAUUAAUGAACUUCACGUAGACAAGAGCGUCAACCUCUUCUCAAUGAUCAAGAUGAAUGAAGUUGGAAAUAACUUCUGGCUGGCUCAGGAUGCCAAUGGAGCCAUAUGGAAGCUUGACCUUAGCUUUUCAAAUAUCACCCAGGAUCCAGAAUGCCUCUUCUCUUUCCAUUCUGGAGCCAUUGCAGCCUUGGAUGUUUCCCCUCUUACUUACCUCAUGGCCACAACUGCCUUAGAUUGCUCCGUUCGUGUCUAUGAUUUUGCUAGUAAAAACCUUCUGGUUCAGAUGAAAUUCAAACAAGGGGGCACCACCCUCAUUUGGGCACCUCUGACAGUAAGCAUUUCUGGAUCACAGAUCGUAGUAGGAUUCCAAGAUGGCGUCGUCCGAAUUCUUGAACUCUUUGAUCCAAAAGGACUUACAGUUUUUGCUGGACGGAAGAAACUCUUAGAUGCCGAGUUACACUUGAAAUAUGUCUUCAAACCUCACACUGAAGUAGUUACGGCUUUAGCUUAUGAACGUGAUGGGGAGGUCUUAGCCACUGGGAGUGAUGACAAGACUGUCUUCUUUUUUGAUGUGGAGAAGGAAUACAAGCCGAUUGGUUAUUUUAACACUCCUGGGCCCAUUCGCCAGUUGAUGUGGUCUCCACACAGUCACCCUGAAAGCACUUUAUUGAUCAUCUGUGGGAACGGCUAUAUUCUCGAAUGUCUAUGCCCAACCAUUAAGGAUGUAGAUGAUCAGAACCUUGUCACGUUUGCUAUCCCGGACAUGUUAGUCAGAUGCUUCCAUUUCUCGAGUGUCAAAUCUAAGAUUUUGAGAUAUAUGGAAGUACAAAGGAGAGAAAAACAAAAGGAGUUGAGGGAGAAGGAAAGGGAAGAAAGGAAGAGGAAGCUGAUGGAAGAGAAGGAAGCCCUUGGAGAACAGGAAAUACAGGAGGAGGAGGAGGAGGCCAGUGAGGAAGAGGAAGAGGAAGAGGAGGAGGAGCCGCUGCCUGAGAUCUUCACCCCACCCACACCCUCUCCUAUCCUCUGCGGCUUUUACUCAGUGCCAGGGAAGUUCUGGGUGUCCUUGGGCAACUAUGAUUCUGGUUUUCUAUAUCACUGUCAGUUUCCGCCACAUCUCGUUAAAGAUGAUUUUCAAAAACUGGAAAAUGAACCAUUUGAUUUCCGAAUUCUUGAGAAUACAGAUGACAACCCCAUCAGAACAAUCACUUUCAGUAACUAUACUAUGAUGUUCUGCGGAAUGAAAAAUGGAGCAAUUCGAACAUAUUUCCUAAGUGAGAACGACCCCUUCCUGAUCAGUUUGCAGGACUACUGGCAUUUCAACGUGCAUGACAAUAAUUAUGGAUCUGUUAAAAGUAUCUUUCCUAGUUUUGAUGACCAGUACUUGGUGACUGCCGGAGAAGAUGGUAAUAUCUUUGUUUUUGACAUUUUUUCUGAAUUUAUUAUUCAGAAAGAGGCCAAAGCCCACGUGCCAUCUCCCAGGUAUGGGAUUGAAGCAGAGGUCGCUCCAGAAGACAUUGACGAUCCCAAAGCCUACAGUAUUGAGAAUGCCAGGAGGAAACGAGAGCAUGAUAAGUUAAUGAAGAAGGUAGAAGAACUAAAAGCUCAGAAGAGACAACAAAUCAAAAUUCUGAGGAAUGAGUUUUGGAAGCUGUUAGCACUGAAUAAAGAGUUACCAAAGCAUAUGCAGUUCCAUCGAACUGAAUUCAACAUCGAUGCUAAAAUUCACGCUGAGAUCCACAAGAAAACAAGUAUCAAAAUCGAGCAAGUGGAAAAGGAACUGGCUUGGGAAAAGCAGAAGUACGAGCUCGGCCUGAAGAAGGUCCAGGACAGAUUUCGUGAACCAUUGGAAAGUGACACCGUUGUGGUUUACGCCAUCCAGAGUGACCACCAGAUAGCCUCCUAUAGGCUGGUGAAGCCCUCUAAGUAUUCCAAGUUAAAACGUCCAAGUCAGACUGACAGAAGACCUAGCAAAAUGGAGAGGUUCGAAAAGGAAGGGCCUGGCAAGAGGGAGAGCCAACGAGAUACAGGUGGAAGUCUGAGCCUACAAGAAGAAGUAGUAUUGGAAAAAGGGAAGAAAGCUCGGCCUAGAACUUUAAGUGAAAUUAUGGUAGAAAACCAAAUCGAGAAAACAAGGAAACUCGUACAACAAGCCGAGCGGGCUCAGCUUAAGAUCCUGCAGCGCAAAAGGGAAUGGGAGGAGCUUUACAAGAGCAAACCUGAUGAUGACUAUGAAGAUCCCAGAGAUGUCCAGGCCAUCAAAGAAGCCCAGACAUUCAUGGGAGAUUUCAAUCUGAAGACAGCCUCGGACUACAAGAUUCCCGAGCACAUGAGAAUCAACGCAGCCAAGAAGGAGGAGGAACUGGGGCUCCUUGACACGAUGGCCCACGGAAAGAAGCGGUACAUGAACAAGUGCAUACUUUCCCUUCGAGAUCUCAAGUUGGCCGUCAUCGAGGAGAUCCAGUGCCUGGUACAAGAACUGAAGACCAUUCAGUCUUCCAUCCCCCCGGCCAAGCACAUGACCAUCCCCCAAGUCCCGCAGAUAUAUCCAGAAGAAGUCCCAGAAAGGAGAUUUCAGUACGACGAGGAAACACUCUUGAGAUUUAAGAGGAAGCAGCAGAAGCAGCGGCAGGAUGACAAGAGCAGCAACAGCAGCAAGCAGUCAGGAUCUGGGGCCUCAACUGGAGGAGGGCUAGGGUUCCUCAAGCUGUCCUCUGGAAAGGAAGGAGACCUGACAACGAGAGACUCCCUGUCUCGGUCGUCCAAGGCAUUUGCUUUCCUGGAGCUUCCAAAGGCAACCGAGUUUGAGAAGGCAGAGCCAGGUGACGUGGAGUUGGAGAUUAUGAAGAGAGAUGAGGUUAAACAUUUGUACAUGCAACAAUUUUUGUGCAACAGGAUCAAAGAGCUGACUGUCACUUUCGAUGCAGAACUUCAUCUUCUAAGACAUCAGAAACUGAAGCUGGACACUCAGAUGAAAUUAUCUGACCUACACCACGUCACGCUAUUUCAAGAAAUGCUUCUCCUCAAGAAUUUUGAGAAACAGGAAAAUAUUCUUCAAGAGCGAGUUAACUCCUUAGACCGAGAGGAGCAAGACAUGCAAUGGAAAAUAAACGAAACUCUCAAAGAGAUGGAAGAGAAAAAGAAUGAAAUCAACAAACUCCAGGAGCAGGAAAAGUCGCUCUACUCUGGCUUCCAGUCGGCCCUCGGAGAAAACAAUAAAUUUGCAAACUUCCUCAUGAAGGUCCUGAAGAAGAAGAUUAAGCGGGCGAAAAAGAAGGAAGUUGAAGAAGCGGACGAAGAUGAAGAGAGUGAGGAGUCCAGUGAAGAGGAGUCCAGCCUGGAGAGCGAUGAGGACGAAUCCGGCUCUGAAGAUGAGGUUUUCGAUGAUUCCAUCUGCCCUUCGAAUUGUGAUGUAAGUCUUUUUGAACUGGCCCUCCAACUUCGAGAGAAAAGACUGGACAUUGAGGAAGCCUUGGUUGAAGAAAAGAAAGUUGUUGAUAACCUGAAAAAAGAAUACGACACAAUCUCCAAAAAGGUAAAAGUUGUGGCGACAAAUCUGAAUGCAGCCGAGGAAGCCCUGGAAGCUUAUCAGCGAGAGAAGCAGCAGAGGUUGAAUGAGCUGCUGGUUGUCAUCCCUCUCAAGCUCCACCAGAUAGAGUAUGUGGUAUUUGGGGAGGUGCCUGAAGACCUCUCUGGGACCUUGAUCUUCUCCAACCACUCCCUCGACCGGCUGCAAGAAAGAAUCGUACAGCUCCAGGAGGAAAACGCCAAGCAGCAAAAACUUAACAAAGAAUGCAGGGAGAGGCGGAAGCUGCUCAUCCGGGAAAAGAGAGAGAUGGCGAAAACCAUCAGCAAAAUGGAUGAAACUGUCCGAGAGCUAAUGAUCAGCAAGUUUGGCCGUGUGAUCGAUCUGGAAGCCCUCCAGACCCUUUCUGUUAACACAACCCUUGAAGAGCUGAAGAUCAAAAAGCUUCGGAAGGAGCUAUCCAAUGCAAAGGAGAUCAGGAUGUGGGAGGAAAAGAUUGCUCAGGUGCGAUGGGACCUGAUGAUGAAGACGAAGGAGCACACCAAAAAGCUUCACCAGAUGAACGACCUGUGCCUCGAGAAGAAGAGACUUGAUUCCAGGUUGAACACACUGCAGAACCAGCAGGGAAACGCCUUCCAGGGCCCCCGGAAAGCAGAUAUAGUGGCAAAGCAGAAAGUCACUGAACUGGUCCAAACCCAGUCAGAAAAGAUCUCCGCGUUAAAGGAAGAGAUCGCGCUUUUGCGGAAGAAGGGGGGGCUCAUCCUCCCUCCCAUCACACCCAUGCAAGAGAAUGAAAUGAGGCACAUGGACGCUUAAGAUUGCUGUCUUCUCAUUUCCACCCAAGAGUUUCAGAGGAAUUCACCAGUCUCCUUUCCCGUUGCCCACAACAAUCCUCUUGCUUUAAAGCGAACCAUAGUGAGAUCUUCAAAAAAGACUCCUGAGCCGUGACUUAACGCUAUUUCCCUAGGUUAGAAAUCACCGAGACACUGACGUGUACUUAGGACUGUGCUGAGUAAUGUGUUUUCACCCUAAGCUAAGUAUGAAGAAGGCCGAAUCUCAUAGCUGCAAGAAGGCCGCGGUUAGACGUGUUUCCAGAAAAAUAUCUGUUUUCUCCGGUAUUCCGAAUCUGUAGCCUUUGGCAAGGAAAACUAUUAUUCAGCAACCCAUGAAGAAACUUCCUUCCUUAGUCCUUGGAUCUUUAGAAAAUAAACUGUGUUAAAUAGUCUGCGAAAGGACAUGAGAGAGAGAAAAAGCAAACCAUCCUGCCAAUAAUAACUUAGAGUAAGAAACACAAAUCUGAACGUUGCUAUUGUUGACUUCAUAAAGCAGUCAACAUAAAGAGGGCUCAGGACUGAGGAAAAACACAGACAGACACAGCAAAACAGCUUGGGUUGGCAGAGGCCGCUCCCUGAUUUACCCAGUUUCGGAAAACGCCUCAGUUCUGAGGUUCACAUUUUCCAAAACAAGUCAGUCAGGGAAGCUUUGCUCUAGUUAGGCCCUUUGUGACUCCAUCAGAACUCUGCCUUCUGCCAGGCUUCACCUGAGUCAUUACUGGUUCUGAUCCAGUACUUUUAUCUGUUGGAGGUCUAACUCUAACAGCCACUUUUGACUACGUGUGACAUUUUGAACUCAAGAAUGUACUUUCUGACUCAGAGAAGGAUUUAUUGAAAUUCAUGGCUGCACCCCUCACAGAUUGAUCUCCCUGACACUUGGUGUCCUUCCAGCAGUGACACUUUGGCUUCCCAGGUGGACUGUCUGCAUCUGUACCAGAAAGAAAGCUCUGCUGUGGCCGAGGCUGUGCUGGAGAGCCCUUACGAGUUUCUGGACUGCACAUCUGUGAACACAAUUGGCAGCGAUGCAGAUCGACACAUCUGUGACUUUCCACACAGUGUCAGAAUGCAUUGAACAAAAAUACAGUCCCAAGGCACAUCAGCUCUCUUGGCAGCAAUUUACAGAGUAGCCCAAGUUCCCCCACCGUUGGCUAUUGUUAUUUGUAACGUUUGACUGCACUCUUGAUCACAGAUCACAGGUUACAUUUCGCACAGUAAAAUGUCAUCUGUGUGAGUACGUGUAUCUAUAAAUGGCUACAAGGAAGUUCCAGGCCACAGAGCUCAGAGAGGCCUUACCAGGGGAAGCAAGGGAGCUGAUACCGAUGCACUCAUUUAAAACGGUUAAAUGCUAUAGACGCCAGUUGGAAGCCAAGCCCAGAUGAACCAGGCCACACGAUUCAGCCCAGUUAGCUCUCUGGGAGCAAAGCUGGGGUUUGACCCCAGCUGCAGAAAUGCUGGGCUCAAGGCCGGGUCCAGAUGGACCGACGGCAGCAUCAUAGUAGAAGCCUCCAGAAUGCUUGUAUGUCGGUAAUCUCUAGCACACUUUCUGGGGGUCAGAUGACUGGCUAAAGGCUGUUCCCCCACAGUGUUAGAUGUUAGUGUUAUGGUGUUCAUGUGACAGUUAAGGUGUAUUGCGUAUGUUAUUGGGCCUGUUUCUUUUUCUGAUAUAAUUCUAACACACCCAUGUGUCUGCAUGUUCCCUGUCUACUUGGCUAGUUGGUAGGUAGUACCGUCUUACUUGAAAAAAUGACCAAACCCUGACCCAUGGUCCAUGUCGGACAUGGUAGCAGUGUCUGCAUCAUACAAACACAGCGUGAAGAAUCUGCGUCUGGAUUUGUACGGUUCUUGUUGGUGGGGGGAGGGGGCGGGGCGCAGACUAAAGGGCAAGGCCACCCAAAAAGCAAUUAGCCAUUGCUUCAUACAUUAUGGAGUGGAUUGAGGUAACCUGGUCUCUACACUCAGCUAUGCAUGCUUUCACUAAUGAAAGUGAACAGGUGCUAAUCAUAGCCUUCAUUGCUCACUAAUGCACAAAAAGUUGCCUCGAAACUUAGCUUUAAAAACAAGUUAUCGCACUAGAGGAUAGAGGUUUGUGGGGCUCAGGGAUCUGAUUAGCAAACCUGGUAACCAGGAUCUUAGGAAGCCUGGGCAACUCCUUUGGUGUCUGACUGUUCCGGAAGAGUUCAGGAAGUAGGUUGCCUAUAAGUGGCAUUCCCCAAAACCCACUUUGACAAUUCCUUUAGAUCAUGGAGAAGAGGCAAAAUUAGGCUUUAAAAAAAAGUUUCCAACAGUCUGUCGAGUGAACUACAGCUCAGAUUUGAGGUGCAUAAACAAAGACUGGAAACAAUUGCUCUGCCCAUUCCUCUCCUGGAAGUGACCAUUAAAAGGCUUCGAUCCCCGUGUUUGAAA
Molecule: messenger RNA, 8113 nt
Organism: Rattus norvegicus (Norway rat)
Lineage: Eukaryota; Metazoa; Chordata; Mammalia; Rodentia; Muridae
Gene: Cfap44
Product: cilia and flagella associated protein 44
Biological process (GO): flagellated sperm motility; sperm axoneme assembly
Molecular function (GO): peptidase activity
Source: RefSeq, a predicted model, not a curated record